Molecule: messenger RNA, 1901 nt
Organism: Aspergillus homomorphus CBS 101889
Lineage: Eukaryota; Fungi; Ascomycota; Eurotiomycetes; Eurotiales; Aspergillaceae
Exons: 5
Coding region: 1-1848 (615 amino acids)
Biological process (GO): DNA-templated transcription; regulation of DNA-templated transcription
Molecular function (GO): DNA-binding transcription factor activity, RNA polymerase II-specific; zinc ion binding; DNA binding
Source: RefSeq, a predicted model, not a curated record
AUGAGUGGUCCGUCCUCACUCCAACGUGCUGGUGGUCGAGUCCGGAGUGCUUGUGAUCUGUGUCGUCGGAGAAAGAUUCGCUGUGACAAUGCUCAACCUGCCUGUGAGACCUGCGCUUUUGCCGGCGUGCCUUGCACCUUCACAGAACAACCUGAUCUACCACGAAAAAGCCUCCGAGAUCAGCUUUUGGAUGCCCGAGCACGGAUACAAGAGCUAGAAGCGCAAUUGGCCGUCCCCAAUUCCGAACCGAGCACAACAGACCUGAGCGAGCGAAGCACACCUCCCAUUGACACUCCAAAAGACCCAUGGCUGCGCUUGAUGACUCUUGACCACCUUCCAGAUACAUACGACCUCGACACUUCCCUGGCGACAUUCCAGACAGAGAUUGCUCACUGCGGGGUGGGGAAAGACGGCUCUAUCCAAAGAGCGUCGUUCUUCUCCACAGUCUACCAGAGAACGGGUUCUCCAAUUGAUCUCGACCACUUCCUGGCUCAAGCAGCACAAUCAUUCCAAUUUCAAGGCCUCCAGCGACGGACGGGUCCGAAGCGGGCGCUGUCACCCAAGUGGCCCCCCACGUCUCUAGUGAAACACUCCAUAAACCACUAUGCCCGGAGUGGCUUGUAUUCUAUUUUCCCAGUCGCAAAUGCUGAUGCGUUGAGUCAACUGGUCGAGGAGGGUGUGCUAAAUUCUCAGGACGCCACCGUGCCCGCGGCUAAUCUGGCCUGUCUCGUCGCAUUCACUGCGAUGAUGUGUGUAAUGCAUCGACUCGAUCCGGCAUUCAGCGAUGCCGAUCCUGAUGCCUACAUCCAGGCUGCACUUUGCCUCGUACCCAGACUCCUGAUGGAAAAGCCCACAAUCCGGAGUCUGGAAGCGAUUGUCUUGAUAAUGACCUAUGUCAUGCCAGGUGCUCAGGUCGAACCAGGCCAACUGCUACUCGCUCUCGCUACGAGAAUGAUCUUCAGCCUCGGGGGUCACCGAUAUUCCGUCAUUCACGAGGCAGAAGGCAGACAUCUCCGCGCUCUGUUCUGGUUCUGCUACGGUGCCGACAAGAACAUGGUCAUCCGGUACAAUCGAGCGCCCCAUUUCAUCGACAUGGACUGCGAUCUUCAGAUCCCAGACAAUUACGUCUUGUCGUCGUCCGACAAUCAAUUCUUCUCGCGGCCCCUUUCCAACGACGAGCUACUCUUCCCCUCCGACAUCCGACUAUCACUGCUCAAAUCCAAGGUGUACCAUCUACUCUACUCCGACAACGCCCGCGCUCAGCCCGAAGCCCGUCGUCUGCAGUACAUACGCGAGUUAGACCAGGAACUCAACGAGCUGAAAGCGACAUUCCCCGCCAGCUGCUGGCCGGACCUCUUCGCGACGGAGUCCGCGCCCAAUUACACGUUCCACGAUCUGAGCCUGCGCGGCGUGUGCCUCCAUCUCGAGUUCUACUUUCUGUUAGGCAAGAUCCACGAAGCGGGCGGUGCUUUCGGAAGCAGCCUCAGCAAUCCAAGCUGGUCUAUCCUGCCAUCCAGCGCCGAGCUCUUCCAUCAAGAAUCACGAUCCAUACUGAUCUACAUCUGUCGCACCCGCGAGUUCCUCAACUGGCAUACCUUCUGGAUCUAUGCUCAGUUCCUGCUGACCGGCGUCUUCUCGCUGUUCAAAUUCAUCAUCACCUACCCCACCGCGCCGUCGUACGAGAACGAUCUGCAACUGCUACAAAGCGUGGUGGACAUUUUCACGGACCUCGAUCGCAAGGAGUCGCCCGACAUGAGGGGCCGGUUUCCCCCGUUCUAUUUCACGGUCUGUCUGGUCAAGCGACUGAUGUUUCUGGCCAGACAGGCCUCUGCCAGGACUGGCGCAUGAUAGCUGUAUCGAAAGUAUAAUAGUUAAACUUCAUCUGUAUACUACAAUACAAC